AUGCCUUCUGUGAAGGGUUUGGUUCUGUCAUACCUGACUGCUGCUUCGCAGCUGACAUACGCUUGGCCCACGCAAUAUCCCGAGCAUGUCAACAUUCUCACCCGCGCCGAGCAGAUCGCUUCUGAGUAUGACUAUGUCAUCGUUGGCGGAGGGACCUCGGGCUUGACAGUCGGAGACAGACUCACCGAAGAUGGAAAGUAUACUGUUCUGGUGGUCGAGUAUGGCUACUACGACAGUCAGACCGGCAUGAACCCCAGACGCAUGUUCAACAUCACCUCUCAGCCGUGCCCCAACCUGAACGGCCGAAGCUUCUCUGUCGGUAUCGGAUGUGUUGUCGGCGGUAGCUCGAGUGUCAACGGUCAGGUCUUCUUGAGGGGCACCAAGGACGAGUACAAUGCAUGGAAAGAGCUUGGUGGAUCUGGGUCUACUUGGGAUUGGGACAAUCUUCUGCCCUAUUUCAAGAAGGCAAGCAUCACACUUGACAUGGCCUUCAAGCUACAGCUAACGAUACUCAGGUAUGAUAUGAGCUACUGGGGCACAACCUCCAAGAUCUAUGCUGCCUUUGGAAAGGGACCCCUCACCUCUAUCAUGAAGACCUUGUACAACGCCAUGGCCAAGAUGCCCGGCAUGACCAUCCCCGUCGACAGCGGUGCCGGCGAGGCGGGACUCUACUGGUACCCAAUGUCGCAGGACCCCGUUCAAUUCCAGCGUUCCUACGCCCGGACCGGCCACUGGGACGGCCUCAACCGCGCCAACUACGAGAUGAUCGUCGGCGCGAAGGUCAACCGCAUUCUCUUCGACGGUGAUACUGCUACCGGCGUCCAGUUCGUCUCUCGCAACAACACGGGUGCCGCCCCUGUGCAGGUCAAGGCUCGCCGUGAGGUCAUCCUCGCUGCCGGUUCUGUACAUACUCCGCAGGUCCUCAUGCUCAGCGGCAUCGGUCCCCGCGCACACCUCGAACAGGCUCGAAUUGCUGUGAAAGUCGACCUCCCGGGCGUCGGCUCUAACUUCCAGGACCACAGCUACAUCCCCAGCAUCUCAUACCAAUGGGGCGUUCAGCCUCCCAACUCCGGCGGCGGAGGCUGGGGCGGCGGCGGCCCACCAUCUCUUGCUUCCAUGAUCGGGUUGCCAGUCGUCAGUCCCGACCGAUACGACACACUUGCCAGGACAUACGAGGCCCAGGACCCCAAGUCCCAUCUGCCGUCCACCUACACCUCCGAGCAGAUCGAAGGGUACAAGCAGCAGCAGAAGGUGUACGGCCGGCUCAUGCGCUCCAAGAACACCGUCUUCUCUGAGAUGAUGAUGUACGGACCUGGUGGCUCCGUGCAGAACCUCCACCCCAUGUCUCGCGGCACCAUCCUUCUCAACACUGCUCAGCCCGAGAGCGAGAUGAUCGUCGAUUACCGCGCGGCGACAAACUCGAUCGAUCUUGACGUCAUGGCAGAGAUCAUCAAGUUCAUGCGGCGGUUCAUGACGACCGGCGACCUUGCGCAGUACCAGGCUCGCGAGCUGUCGCCUGGAACUGGCGUCUCGACUGAUGCUCAGCUUGUCAGCUGGGCCAGGGGCCAGAUCAUCCCUUCCGUGUACCAUCCUGUCGGGACGACUGCCAAGAUGCCCCGUGAGUGGGGUGGUGUGCUCGAUGAGAACUUGUUGGUGUAUGGAGUCAAGAAGCUUAGGGUCAUUGAUGCUUCCAUGAUGCCUACCACGGUUGGUGCGACGACGUCCAUGACUGUGUAUGCUGUGGCCGAAAAGGCUGCCGACAUGAUCAAGGCCCAGACUCAGUAG
This is a messenger RNA of Colletotrichum gloeosporioides, 1785 nucleotides long. RefSeq names its product Dehydrogenase xptC. The coding region runs from base 1 to 1785 and encodes 594 amino acids. The transcript is spliced from 5 exons. The record is from RefSeq and is a predicted model, not a curated record. Gene Ontology annotation, biological process: secondary metabolite biosynthetic process. Gene Ontology annotation, molecular function: oxidoreductase activity, acting on CH-OH group of donors; flavin adenine dinucleotide binding. Lineage: Eukaryota; Fungi; Ascomycota; Sordariomycetes; Glomerellales; Glomerellaceae.